AUGAGUACAACAUUAAAAUCCGUGAAGUGGAACGUUUACAAAGUUCCUUCCUUUCCAAAUAACCUCUCCGCAUCUUCUAUAUCCCACUUGGCUGAUGAGGAAUUGAUGGAGGUGUUAAGUGAACUAAAGCGCAGAUAUGCUAAUUACUUGCUGAAACUUGCACAAUUGGAGUCAAAGAACCGAAUUUUAAAGGCAAGUAAGGAAUUGAAUGUCACAUUUAAGAGACCUAACAAGCCAGAUUCCAUUCUUGCAGUGAUUGCCGGCAAUUGGACACCCCCCCUUGAGCUUAAGGUGGUGAUUAUAGAGUCUGCUGGAGGUUAUGUAGAAAAUGGCACAACCAUCAAAACAAACUCGCCAAUACUCACCCUUACAAAAUUAAACAUUGGAAAUCACUACGAUCUGACAAUCCAUGUUCUAGACUCCACAGGGAAGACAUUUAUAACAACUGCCGCCUUCGAGUACGCUCCGCCCGAAAGCUGUAGAUUAGUUAAAACUGAGUUUUCGGAUACAGAAUCAUCAGUAACAAUUGACAAUAAUGACAAUCAACUUACUCAACCUACAGGGUUCGUGUUGAGCGUCCUGGUGGAGAAGGAUAAGAUUGUUGAGUGUAAGUGGAAUACCGGCGAUAAUUACAGUGAAGUAGCGGAGGAAUUUUUAGAACGAAAUAAACUUAAGCCUAUUUUAAAAAUUGGGCUGGUGCGACUCAUGGAGCAGCAGACUCACUAUGCCACACACACUCAACAGGUGGACCUUGCUGAUCUCAUAAUAGUUUGA
Babesia microti strain RI is the source of this 774-nucleotide messenger RNA. RefSeq lists its product as hypothetical. The record is from RefSeq and is a predicted model, not a curated record. Bases 1 to 774 code for a protein of 257 amino acids. NCBI's taxonomy places the organism in Eukaryota, Apicomplexa, Aconoidasida, Piroplasmida, Babesiidae. The transcript has 2 exons.